Molecule: messenger RNA, 2916 nt
Organism: Saccostrea cuccullata (small rock oyster)
Lineage: Eukaryota; Metazoa; Mollusca; Bivalvia; Ostreida; Ostreidae
Exons: 2
Coding region: 98-1939 (613 amino acids)
Source: RefSeq, a predicted model, not a curated record
AGAGCCUUGAUAUAAUUUAUACAAAGAAGUUUAUAGUACAUCAUAAGAUAACAUAGUUUUCAGACGGAUCAAUUGGAUUGUGCGGCUUUAAUUCAGUAUGUGCCGCUACAGUACAGCUAUGGUGAGACUAACCCUAACUUUGAUAUAUUCCCUGUUGAUUUCAUUGGAGGUCACCAAGGCGCUUAUUCUCCCUGCAUAUAACCUCAGAUCCGCCUCUAACCACAAAGUUAUGGCGCUCUCAGGAGCCACAGAUGGAAAAGCAGUGUUAGUGUCACAAGAACAACCACUGUCCCUUAAUGUGUGUAUCAGGAAGCAGUCCAUGGUACGACUGGACGAUGUCAGGUUUUCUAAUUAUAAUUACUCCACCUUCUUCAACGUGACCUUCAAUAGUGGAGAAUGGAUGGGAACAUUCUAUGUGAGACCCGGUAUGGAUUGGAACCGGUUCAAGAACACGGGGAUAUUUCCACACAGAUACACUCUGGAACCCGGAUGGCACGUCAUCAAGAUUUACGUCAUGGAUUAUUUCGGCUACACGGAAGGCAUUGCUGUGGAUACUUUACAGUUCAGUGUAGAUGACCCAUGGAUGGACAAUGAUAUUUUAUCGUGCAAAACAAUAUGCACAGAGAAAAAUAGGUUCCCCGUACGAUCUCCGUCCUCUUCCGAGAACGCAUUGCCUUCUGGGAUAGAACAGAGAUCGUUUUCGACUAAGUGUGCAGAAGUUGAUAACAUUGACAUACCCCUGUACAACGCUCACGUUGACAGCUUCACGAUUACGGCUUCACUUCCGCAGUAUAAAUCCUUCUCCAACAGAAGGGAAGAGAACACCACAAACUGCCCUCAUCUAAGUCCAGAAUUGUGGCGAUUCGAUAACUUUAACGUCAGUUCCUCGUCUGCCGAAAUAAUCAACAAUAAGGGCGCCAGAAUGUCAUUUUAUUCAACGUCUUCAAACGAAGUUUAUAUCAUCGUUCGUUUCUUUCUGGAGGGACAAAAGAAGGGGAGUGUGGAUGCAAAAAUUGGAUCGUUAUUAACUCUUCACUUAAAGACCCUUACAGCUCCAACAAUGAUAAAAUUGCGGUAUAAAGAAAAAUGGGGUAAUCUGUCCUUACCGAUUACACAUAAUUUUACACAUCAGAAUCUGCAAUUCACAUGGACAAUCCCAGACUUUACAUGGACGGAAGACAGCCUUAAUUACAUCAUUUUAACAGCAGAGUCAGAAAAUCUUGCUCUCUUGGUAAAUCAUUUGCGUCUGGAGAAAAGAGCAUUCAAGCCCGAGAAGCACGUGACCAUCUACAAGAGUGAUGACGUACACAUUGUAGCUGUUUACGUAGAAAUGUGGUGGCUAGCCCCGGACAGAAUGACUGUAUACCUCACUAACGGACAGACCUACGAAGACGUUGCUUAUCUACAGAUCUACAGACCGAUUCCAUGGAACAAUGGGUAUUCUCAGGUUCUAGUUUUGUACCAGGACGGAAAUGCCCGAUUCAUUCCGGUGACUCCCGAAGGACUUGACUGGAUCCCAUUUGGUACAUCCGUUAUUCUUGGACAAACGUACAGUGAUUCAAUAAGACCUUAUACUUCCAUAAAACAGCUUAAUAUAGACCCUGAACGAUGGACUAUGCGAAUCUUUUUUAAAGAUGGAGGUUCGAUGCUAAUGAAAAUUAACAGUACUUACAGUGAAACUCAAGCUCAUGUGUCUGAAGUUUUCUUCACAAGGGACAGAUAUACACUUCCGUUUGCCACUGUACGGUCAAUGUAUGUGUCUGAAGGUAAUACUGAUGUGGAUAGUGUCAAGGUCGACGAUAAAGAGACCUACCAUAUAAUGGACCAAUGGGGCUACGUUCAAGGAAGGAGCUUCGCAUUUUAUCGCAGUUGUAUAUCCAGACACUUAACACUUAGUCCCGACAUCCAAAUUGAUGUGUUUAAAACCAAAAUAUCGUGAAAGAAAGAUUCUUAUUAUAACUAAGAAAUAAUUAUAGUUUGAUGAUUUCCUGAGAAAAUGCUCAGUAUUGGACGUUAGUGCUACUUUUUAAUUGAGAGCAAGACGCAUGGGGUGUUUCAUCUGCAUACAAGUUGAUCAACGGAAUAAAGAUUGAAUUUGAGUGAAGAAAACUAUUUGUUGUACAGCUCUUAAUACAACGAUUCUUCUAAGGAACGGAAUCUUCCUAUCAUUGUACAGAGUCAUGCAAAUCUUAACAUUGUGAUGCUAUCAUCUUAACGCUUUGGUCGUAUCAAUAAAACACUUUCACAUAAUUAUCACCACCGCUGUACAAAUAUCAUAAUGGAGACCUUAACAUUUUAGUUUUGUCCCACCAUGAUUUUAUCGAGUCUUAGUGCGAUCCUCUGGAUGUACAAAUGAUCUAACCAAUGUGUUCUAUAGAAGACAUAAUACCAAUAUUACAAUCAUUGUGGGAACAUUAACAUAUUGAACCCAAAAUUGCACACUUCUUAAGAACCCUCUCUACACUGCACACUAAAGAGUUCUGAUUCUAAGGUAUUUUUCUGCAGUUAGAGUGAUCUGCCCUUAGAUCUAAAUUCUAAAAAAUAGAAAUUUACAAUAUAUUACUCAAUUUGUAAUAAAUUCAAGUAUUCUGAAUAUUUUAAAAGGCCAAGAUAAACUAAAUGAACAUGUUUUUUACAUGUAUUUUCUCUACCGAAGUAACUAGCAGUGAUUUCUAUUCACUGACACUGUGCUGUCUUUGAACAUUUUUCCCGGGGGUAAAUGCCAUGCACCAUACAUUGAAAAUUAAAUAAAUAAGCUCAAUGUUAAGUCUUUUAUACAAUGUAUUUUUCUCAAUGUCCAAAAAAAAAAUUGCACUUGUUUAGAGAGGGUCCUUAACAUGGUGAUUCUUUUAAUGAAAAUAUUUCAACACUGGUUAUUUGUAUUUUUAUACAGAUCUAAACACUGUGUUCAUUUUA